Molecule: messenger RNA, 1113 nt
Organism: Penicillium cosmopolitanum
Lineage: Eukaryota; Fungi; Ascomycota; Eurotiomycetes; Eurotiales; Aspergillaceae
Product: DXO/RAI1 family decapping nuclease
Exons: 9
Coding region: 1-1113 (370 amino acids)
Biological process (GO): NAD-cap decapping; nuclear-transcribed mRNA catabolic process
Cellular component (GO): nucleus; cytosol
Molecular function (GO): mRNA 5'-diphosphatase activity
Source: RefSeq, a predicted model, not a curated record
AUGAGCCAGGCUACAUUCAACAUUCAACCCGUGAACCGCUUCGGCGGGCAGGGUACUACAAUUCGGCGGCCCAGGGAAGUAACAUGUUUCUCAUACGACCGUGAUCGCCAAUUCAUGUUGGGAGAAAGUUCACUGGCCUACUAUUACCCGCCAAGUCUUCCAGCAGAUCUGAACAUCGGCUUUGAGACCUUUCAAAAGCUCAACGAUGCUGCGGAUGAGCAUUUGGAUGCUUUACUCGAUACUAUCGUUGCUCUUGAGAGGGAUACGGAGAAGAAAUGCGAAACUGAUAUUAUUACCUGGCGAGGGAUGAUGACGAAGAUCAUGGCUGCUCCUUUCAAUAUGUCAGAUGGUUUCGAGAUGAACGCGACAUGUUUCCAGGGUACAAUAUUCAUCGAAGAAAAUAAUUCAUACAAAAACGAGCAAAAAGAGAAACAGAAAGCUCAAAGGAUGCCCCCGGGAAUGGCAUCUCAGGAGCGCAUGAUGUACUGGGGUUACAAGUUCGAAGUUCUUUCUGUUUUACACAAGCCUUGGGAUCCUACGACGCGCGCCGAGAUCGAAGGUCGCCAGGAUGAAGUUGUGAAUAAUAGUGCGCAGUAUUGCUCGGUGGUUAAGACGGGUAUGGGGAAUGUACGCAUGAUCCUUGGGGGUGAAGUUGAUGCUGUAUGGGACUGCAAACCAGAAAGAAAAGAAGACCCAAUCCACUGGGUUGAGCUAAAGACGUCGGCGGAAAUCCGCAAUGAGCGCGACAUGCUAAAGUAUGAGCGAAAGUUACUCAAGUUCUGGGCACAGUCUUUCUUACUCGGGGUGCCGACGAUUAUUGUUGGUUUUCGCGAUCAGGAUGGUAUUGUUCGUCGUCUGGAAGAACUUGAUACGGCCAGUAUCCCUGGUAAAGUCAAGAAGCUUGGACGAGGCUCUUGGGAUGGUAAUAUCUGUAUCAAUUUUGCUGCACAAUUUCUUGAAUGGUUGAAACACACUAUUCAGCAGGAUGGGACUUGGAGAAUACGGAAGCAAGAGAAAUCAUCGGUCAUCGAGGUGUUCAAGGUUGAAGAGUCAGGUCAUGGCGAUAUUCUCUCCUCUACAUUCAGAGACUGGCGGUCACAAGCUCAGGUUUAA